UUAGAAAACAUAGACACCCACGUCGAACAAAUUCUCCAGAAAUUCCAGGACGUUUUCGAUGUGGCAGUCAUUCAGGACAAGUCCAAAGAGUUGUUGGCGGUGGAAUCGCUCGCUAUGGAAACAGAUGCGUUAUCCAUAAUACGAUUCUGCGAGGACCUUCUUGGCAUCACCAGAAGUUUGAGAGAAUCGUGGUGUUUGGACAGCAUCAAAGUCAACCCCGUCCAAGACAAACAGGUGGAGCAGGCAGAAAUCAACCGAAUCUUCAGUAAAUUUAACCAGCUCACUGAUAGCAUUUCCAAGUAUCAGAAAUAA
Molecule: messenger RNA, 312 nt
Organism: Yamadazyma tenuis ATCC 10573
Lineage: Eukaryota; Fungi; Ascomycota; Pichiomycetes; Serinales; Debaryomycetaceae
Gene: MED22
Product: Med22p
Biological process (GO): regulation of transcription by RNA polymerase II
Cellular component (GO): mediator complex
Molecular function (GO): transcription coregulator activity
Source: RefSeq, a predicted model, not a curated record